AUGGUUCAGACAGACCGUGGUGAUGCCGGGCUAGACGAAAUCCGCAACUUUCUCGACCAAGUCCUCUCCGCCCACUCCUCAGCACAACCCAACAACUUGAAUCCGCAACAUCCACACCACAGCAUAGACCCAAACAUGAUGGACCCCAACAUGAGGGACUUCUAUGGUCCAAAUUUGCAGUAA
This is a messenger RNA of Penicillium manginii, 183 nucleotides long. RefSeq lists its product as uncharacterized. Lineage: Eukaryota; Fungi; Ascomycota; Eurotiomycetes; Eurotiales; Aspergillaceae. The transcript has a single exon. The record is from RefSeq and is a predicted model, not a curated record. Bases 1 to 183 code for a protein of 60 amino acids.